GUUGGUCAUUCGACUUACUGCUCAAACGCUUCACCGUUCUCAUUCUCCUGGUUAGGCAGACUGGUUUGGGACACUCGUACCACGUGCCCUAAAAACAGUCCGGAGUAGUUACUGUUGUCAACGCCUGAGAGUGGACCUCGAAUCCAGCGUGAAUGAGAGAAAGACGCAACCGCGUUUGAGGAUUUUAUAAUCAGAUCCCCCUUGGACUUUAAAAUACUUCUGUUUUCUUCAUUGGACCUGGAGAUCUUAAGCGUCCUUCAAUGAAUGUCCGCGGUUUCUUCAAGAAUGUCCUGAACAGUGAGCAGGCUCAGGAUACAUCCGCUAUUCCACCGGAUGAUCCAAACAGCGGGACACUCGGUUCUGGCGUGAGUGGAUUUUUGUCCGGCACUACACGAUUUCUAGACACUGUCCAAAACAAAAAGAAUGGUUUGCUCAACGAUUUGACAACAAAAUUCAGUGGGAUAAAAUUACCCGGUGAUCAAUCCGGUGGACGCACAAAAAGAAAGAAAACAUCUCGAGUGCAAGAAAAUGAGGGAGAUGAAGAGAGUUCCGCUAGCGAAUAUGGCGAUGAAGGUGACAAACCCAUGUAUGCAGAGCAAGCUCCGUUAGAAAGUCAAGAAUCUGUGGACAGUGUGGAUAGCCUACCUGAACAGGAAGCGGAACAAUGCAAAGCGGAAAUUCGAACAAUCAUUUCUACCAUACUACAACAAAACGCAAUAUCUCCGGACUUGGAGGCUAACUUUCAGAAUUACUCAAUGCACCACACAGGACGAUCUGCAUUUGCCAAGGAACUCAAGCGCCAGACGAACCAGACGAAGGAACUUCCCGCAUCGGUUUUGAAUCAACUUGGCCAGUACGCUUCGCAUGUUUUGGUUCACUGCAACGAAAAUGAUGAUUUUGCUCCGGCCACACAGAUUAUGCAAAGAAGCUUUACUCUGUACCAUGAGGUGAGAGCGCUCUCAAUGGAUGAACAUGGCGAACAGCACUACUUGUUCACACUGCUCCGCGAUCAACCAAUUUGGCAGUCAAUGCGAUUCUGGAAUGCUGCUUUUUUUAUCGCCCUGCAGACAGAACGCAGAAAUCAAACCAUUCCUGCCGGUCUCCGUGAUGAUGAGACACUUCUGGCCGAGAAAGAACAACAAGAAAACGCUGCUUUCAUUCAGAUCAGCAAAUUCGUAUGGAGAAUGCACGCGUUUGGCAUUCCGAGGGAAUCAUGCGUGGAAUUCUUGCGCAAGCAAGCAAACGGAGAAAAUUUGUCAAAAGAUAGAUGCCGGAUACUGCACACAAACCUGCAAAAACUUUACGAGACUGAAGCAAGACCGAAUUAACGGGCAUAUCUAGAAGUCAUUUAACCACAAUCACAAGAUCACGAGAUCACCAAGGUUCAAUCAAUGAUCAAUAUCUAUCAUACUUGCAUGAUAUACUUGAUUCCAUGAGUCUUUUUGGGUAUAAUGCAACAAUCGACUCUUAUACUCUUUGAAGCGGAUCUUUUUUGUCUUGGUCUUUGUUCUGAGUUGACCUUGUCAUUUAAUUUUAUAUCACUUUGGCAUUGGCUAUCAUCAUGUUCAUUCUUCUUGGUGUCACCUCUCAAAUCUAUUUAGCCAGGUUUUCUUCAGUCCUGUCACACAUUCUUAGAUGUGAGUCCGCGUGUUGUUAUAAACAUCAUUACACUAAUAAAACACCGUCGUUAUCCCA
Molecule: messenger RNA, 1695 nt
Organism: Opisthorchis viverrini
Lineage: Eukaryota; Metazoa; Platyhelminthes; Trematoda; Opisthorchiida; Opisthorchiidae
Exons: 9
Coding region: 261-1328 (355 amino acids)
Source: RefSeq, a predicted model, not a curated record